Lolium perenne is the source of this 1024-nucleotide messenger RNA. RefSeq names its product FCS-Like Zinc finger 7. NCBI's taxonomy places the organism in Eukaryota, Viridiplantae, Streptophyta, Magnoliopsida, Poales, Poaceae. The record is from RefSeq and is a predicted model, not a curated record.
AGGCAAGCAGGCUUCUUCAUAUAUAGCCUUGCCCUGGUUAUCUACCAAACAAGCGUGUCCAGGACCAACACCCGAGCACGCAUCACUCUCGUCUUCCUCUUCUUCUCAGCAUAUCAUAGCUUAGCUAGAUCGAGAUAUCCUCUAUACGUGCGUGCGCACAUGGGAGAGGUCGCCCACACCGACGUGGCCGUGGUGUCGUCGUCGUUUUCGCCGCCGGUGAAGGAGGAGGAGGAGCGGUACGUGCAGGUGGGGUCGAGGUUCUUCCGGAUGAAGAACACCGGCGGCGCUAUGACCCGUCCCCACUUCCUCGACGCAUGCUUCCUCUGCAAGAAGAGCAUCUCCCGCGACCGCGACAUCUUCAUGUACAGGGGUGACGCGGCCUUCUGCAGCGAGGAGUGCCGGCAGGAGCAGAUGUGCAUGGACGAGGCGCUCCGCGCGGUGGCGCGCCGCCACCGGGUCCUGCAGCACCUCAAGCCGGCGGCGGCGGAGCCGGUGUCCAGCUGCGCUGCGCCGCAGGAGGGCGCGGCGGCGGCGAUGAUGCGCCGGCGACCGACCAUCGCCAACAUCAACGCGGCGCGCACUCCAGUGGCCGCGAGCUAGCUACCUUAGACGGCGCGCGUUGCCAGCCUGCAGCUGCGCCUGCGCGCCAUGUAUCGAUCAUCUCCGCCUCUAGCUAGCACUAGCUAGCUAGGAGAGACUAGGAAUGAACUGAUCAUAACAGCAAUCGAUCGACGAACUAGCGAUAAGGGGAGAUCGAUCAGUGAUGUAUAGUUAAGACUUGCUUAGGAAGCUUAAAAAAUGUUUUCCUGCGUGUUAUUACUGCCAAGAGCUAUCAAAGCUGAAGGUGAUCAUCAUCAGCUCUACUACAUAGGAUCGAGCAUGGAUCUAGUAGGUUGCUGAUCACCUCCCAACUUCGAGUCUUCUUCUCGGGUCGAAUCUGAGCGCGUGUUCUUGUCAAUGAUGUAUUGAUAUAUUUGUCCUGUGCUAACUAAAUUUGCAGAUUAAGAAAAAAUAAAUUCUUUUC